This is a messenger RNA of Kwoniella botswanensis, 462 nucleotides long. RefSeq lists its product as uncharacterized. The record is from RefSeq and is a predicted model, not a curated record. Lineage: Eukaryota; Fungi; Basidiomycota; Tremellomycetes; Tremellales; Cryptococcaceae. The transcript is spliced from 3 exons. The coding region runs from base 1 to 462 and encodes 153 amino acids.
AUGUCAGGAGCGGCAUCUCCAAUUGCUGGACCUGUUCUUAGCAAAUUCCACCCUGUCCGUCGACUCGAUAUCUUACCUCGUCCAGCAGUUGCGCAAAGUGGAUUGGAGGAUGAUCAUCAAAGCGCAAGAUCGGCAUUAUCAUCGAGUGGAAAUAAAGGCCAACUUCCGUCAGGAACAUGGGGUGAUGAAGCUGAAUGCGCCACGCCAUCGGGAACAGCAGACACUCAUCCCAUAGGAAGGUAUGGUACUGUAGAUCAUGGGCUCAGUGCCCCGUCCGUCUCACCCGGGAUGGCAGACAUGACCGCGCUGGACGGCCUGUGGCUACAGAUUGACGAAAUCUUGGGCAUUCCCUAUACGACGCCAGCGACGAGCUUUGCGGCUGAGUGGUUAGCUGAUGGUGGACAAGAAGAUCUCACAGCGGCGAAUAGCGAUUUUCAGCCGGUGUUUCAUUUCAGCCUUUGA